AUGUCUGAUACUAGUUCAGAUUUAGAACUUCAACUGUCCGCACAUGCAUUGGCGGCUUUGCAAGAAUUCAAGCAAGAAGAACAAGAAAGAUUAGAGAAAUUUCAGAACUUAUACAAUGUUGCUGACAACAAAUUUGAGGAAGAUAGAAAACAGCAUGGCAUGGAGUUAUUUAAAGAGGACUGGCAGUUAUCACAAUUUUGGUAUACCGAAGAAACGGCAAAAUUAUUGGCUACUGCUUUACUAGAAGGUGCUGAUGAGAAUACCUGUAUAGCUGUGGUAAGUGCUCCAUCUGUGUAUGCUGCGAUUCAAACAUUUCAUGAAGACAAAAUUCCCACCAAGAAUAUCUACUUGCUGGAGUAUGAUAAAAGGUUCGAAAUGUUAGCUGGAAAGGACAACUUUUUUUUCUAUGACUACGUUAAUCCACUAGAUUUUGAUGAUAGAAUAAAAGGGAAGGUUGACAGACUUCUAAUCGAUCCUCCAUUUUUGAACAAGCAUUGUCAAGAGAACUCCUCUAUAACCGCCAAGGCUCUAUUGAAACCGAAUGAUAAUUCUAAGACAGACUUCGGCUACCCGAAGCAUCGGCUUAUUUCAUGUACUGGGGAAAGAAUGGCUGAAGUCAUAAGUGCGGUUUAUCCAGAUACAAAGGUCACAGAUUUCUACCCCGAACAUGCGAAUGGUUUAAGUAACGAGUUUAGAUGCUAUGCAAACUUUGAGUGGGACAAAUGGAAGUUUAUUUGA
Molecule: messenger RNA, 738 nt
Organism: Eremothecium sinecaudum
Lineage: Eukaryota; Fungi; Ascomycota; Saccharomycetes; Saccharomycetales; Saccharomycetaceae
Gene: EFM5
Product: protein-lysine N-methyltransferase
Exons: 1
Coding region: 1-738 (245 amino acids)
Biological process (GO): methylation
Molecular function (GO): protein-lysine N-methyltransferase activity; nucleic acid binding
Source: RefSeq, a predicted model, not a curated record